Messenger RNA from Rotaria socialis, 2274 nucleotides. Lineage: Eukaryota; Metazoa; Rotifera; Eurotatoria; Philodinida; Philodinidae. The record is from the annotation of a GenBank genome assembly.
AUGCCACGCAACACAGAAAAGAUACAUGAUUUGAAUAAAGACCUUUUUGUUAAAAUAAAAAUACCAAAUGUACCACGGCCAUCGUUUAUAUGGAACUACUUUGGACAUUUAUAUAAACAACCUAACGAGCCAUUAGAUAUAGAGAGAAUAUAUUGUAAAAUAUGCUUUGAUAAAAUAAAAGAAGAAUAUUCCGAUUCAAGUUUUUUUUCGAAACGAAGAAGAAUUGGUAUUUAUGGUGUAACCAGCGGAACAGGCAAUAUGAAAAAUCAUUUGUUAGCAGUUCACCAACUAACAGAAGUUAAUGAAACGAGAAGAACAAAUAACCAUAUACUUUCAAUGUUUUCUCGUGAUCGUGAUUCAACAAAGUCUUCACAAUUAAAAGAGCAACUUGGUCAUCAAUUGACCUUAAUGUGUUGCAAAGAUCUUCUUCCAUUUUCAAUCGUCGACAAUGAAGGUUUUCAAGAUUUUUUAAUUGCUAACAAAGUUGUUAGUAAAAAAACUGAAAUCCCAUCUCGAUCCAUUUUAUCACCUGUCAAUCUUAACAAAAUAUAUAAUGUAUGUGUUGAAAAAACAAAAGAAAAAAUGAAAUUAUCAACAAAGUAUCCGACAAUAACGUGUGAUGCAUGGUGUGAUAAGUACAAACAUCGUUCCUACAUUUGCAUCACGGUUCAUUUUAUAGAUUCAAAAUUACAAUUACACAGAUAUAGUUUAAAAACGCAACCGUUUGAUGAAGCUCAUACGGGAGAAGCUAUAAAAGAUCUUAUAUCAGGUGUUUUAACUGAAUUUGGUAUAAAUGUACAUAAUGUGAUUGUAGUUUCGGACAAAGGUGCGAAUAUGCGUAAAGCAUGGAGAUUAUUAAAUGUCAUUCAUAUAUUUUGUGUUGCUCAUGGAAUUCAUAAUUUGUUGAUGAAGGAUUGUUUUCCUAACAUGCAUUACGUUUCAGAACUAUUUGAUAAAGUGCAAUUGAUUAUUAACAAGCUUCGUUAUCGUCAACAUGAACUUGAAAAUGAACAUUUUCAAUUGGAUACAAAAAAAUAUAAUGAUUUAUUUUCGUCUAUCAAUAAAGCUGGUGAAAUUUUAGAUGCAGAUUUAGCUUCAACAAAUCUUGAUGCUGAUGAUUCAGAAGUAUUGAAUGAAAAAUGUCAAAAUAGUAAUCCAGAAGAAUUAUGGUUAUCCAACGAUUUAAAAAUGAGGUCAAACACGAGCGAAAACACAUACAAGUUCAAUUGUUCAGCAUUAAUCAAUAACCACAAUGAUUCCAAUAGAUUUCACACUUUGAAAAAACGUGUUUUAACGCGUUGGAACACAAUUUUGAUUAUGCUUCGGUCGUAUGCCGAUAACAUAUCUAGUAUUGAAGUUAUACUCGGUCGAUUAAAACAUUUUGAUUUAAUAUUGUCUGUUAAUGAAAAUCAAAUUGUUCGUGAUUUAAUUGAAUUUCUUUCUUUAUUUGAAUCCACAACAACGAUAUUAUCAGCAUCAAAAUCUUAUCCAACUAUCAGCUUAUGCUUACUAUUAAGAAUAGAAAUCGAGUCUCUAUUACGUAUCGAUGGAAUGGAGUCAUCAGUGAUUGAAGAAUUAAAAUGUUUACUGUCGGAAAACCUGGAUAAUCGAUUUCCUGUGUCUCAUCUGAAUAUUUGUGCAUUUUUGCUUGAUCCAUCUCAAUUAAAAAUUGAUAUUAGUAAAUAUUUGGCUCAAUGUCAAACAAACAAAGAAUCAAUAUUAUGCGAAAUGGUUAAAAAGUUUAGAAUCAAUCAUGUUACACAAGAAUCUGCAAACAGCAAUGUAUCAACAUUAUCACCAUCAUGCACAUUGGUAACAACAGCAACAUCAGACUCAAGUUCUUCAACGACAACAUCAGACUCAAGUUCUCCAACGACAACAUCAUCUGCUUCAGUGAAACGGAUUUUGUCCGUGGAAAGUUUAAAUCCACCGGUACAAAAUUUAAAAAAACUUAAAGAAAAUUUAAUUCAAAAACACAAACCAACACUAUCAUCUGGUAUUGAUCAUACUCUGAACGAAAUACAAAAUUAUUUACAAUUAGAUAUUCAUUGUGACGACGUGCUUCAAUUUUGGCAAUCAUCAGGAGAUGCAUACCCUCAUCUAAAAAGUCUGGCUCAAAUUAUUCUUGCUAUUCCAGCAACAUCGACACCAAGUGAACAAGUAUUCUCGACAACUGGCCUGAUUCUCAAUGCUAAACGAACAAUGUUAUUACCGGAAAAUGUUGGAAAAAUACAGAUGAUUCAUGAUAAUUAUAAUUUAUUAAAAAACACUUAA